CAGCUAGCGCUACCCAGCGCUACCUAGGUACCGUAGUACCUGGGUCCUACGCUGCCCUACGCACCAGCGCCGCCAGCGCUGUCUGUCUUGUACAGCAAAUCUGGUUGGAACGCUGCAUUGGUGUUCUGGGUGUUGAGCAGUCGUAAGGGUCGCAGUUGUCGGGGUUUUGUUAGCACCAUAAACGCCGCCCUGUGGCCUGUUAAGAGGCCCCGGUAGGAGGGUUGACCACUGGACCUACCGGAGGUUCUGGGUAUGGUGGCGGGAUACUGGUCAAGCUGUCUCUGAUCAGCGUCGCUUUCCUUUUCUAGCUGAUGAUUGGUGCAACCAAGUAGAACUCACGGAAAAGGUUCUAUGCAAUGCAGCUGGCUGUGCUGGCGAGAGCUUCGCAUUGCAUUCAGCUGUCUCUGGAGCGGGUUGAAUAGACUGGCAGCAAAGUUUGAAUCAGCUUUGUCAUUGCAGCAUAGCAGAAUCAUCUGCUGAUCUUUGAUCACCUCCAGAGCCUGCAUGCCUGCAGACAGCAUCAAGUGGAGCAGUCUUUGAUAGACUGUGUAGCUAUUUGCGACCAAUCUUGAAUCGAUGCUACUUGUUGAUACUUGAAAGGCCAACUCUUUUGCAUCAACUGCGGCCUGUAGACGUUGCACUUGCAAGGCAGCAGCUUUCACCCCUGAGAAUCAGAGUUUGGGGAGCAUGGACCACACAAAUUCCUCCAACCAUCGGCCCCGACCAACUGGAAACAAAUGGGGAGCAGGAAGGCCGCCGCCACCACCCCUCUCUAUGCAGGAGGGCCUUCCCCCAGCAGCCUCGUCUGGCUACGGGCGGCAUCUCAUGUUGGAGGAUCGCCCCAAGUCAACUGCCAUGUUGAGCCUGGGCAUCCGCUCUCUCCAAGCCCUCUGCUCUCUGGUGUCCUUCUCCCUCAUGGCGUCCUCAAACCAGAGCUACUCAUAUCACACCGGCUUUACCAAGAUAUCAGUCAACCUGCAUUACUCAGACUUCCCACCAUUCAGCUUUCUGGUUGCGGCUAUGGUGUUGACCUUCGUCUGGAGCUUGGGGAUCCUGCUUCGGGACCUGUUUGAGUUGUGCGGGUGGGGUCGCCUCCAAUUGGCAAGAUGGCGCAUCUGGGCUUGCUUCCUCACAGACACGUUGCUGGUCCUGUUGAGCUUUGGGGCUGGAUGCGCUGCAGCGGGGGUUACGACAAUAAACGGGCUGCUAUGCGAUUCGCAAAUACAGGGCCAAAUGUGCGGACUGGCGAAAGCAGCAGCUGGUUUUGCAUUUUGUGCGUGGGCGUCACUGCUGCCAACAUUUGGCUUUGCGCUGAUCUGUGUCUUCCGAGAGUAUAAUUAGACCACAUUGAAAGGGCACCCGCGGAUCAUACUGGACCUAGUAUUACUUUAGACUGACCUUGUCGAUUCUUGAAACGGAUCCAAAGCAUAGCGGCCGGGCUGAUCUGCAGGGCAAACGAACAGAGUCAAAUGAUCCUGAUUUCCAUGUAGCCGAAGUUCUUCAGCUUGACGGCUUAGAUAUCUUCAAGCUUUCUCCCUAGUCUCUUCCCAUGCCAUCUUUGAACCUACAGCCAUCUGCUCAUACAAGGUACUUAUGAGAUUCUGAAACAAGAUCCUUAAAGCCAUCACUCAGUUCGCAUGGGCAGAUUCAAGAAUUUGAUAUCCUUUGUCCUGGCCCGCCGCUAGCAAAGCAGGUUUGCAAAAGCUUCAAUUCAAGAAUCUCACAUUGAAAUGGUUGGCCAAAUUUCAUACUUCAAAGUAGCACUGGCGAUGCAGCUACAUAGUCGUAUCAAGGCGUUUUGAGCCGGAACACAUUAAGCGCAGUCAUCCAGGGAUGCAACUCGUUUGGGUUGUUUGGCGAGCCUCAAACACUAGUCAAGAUGCAUAACAUCAAUGCAUUCGUAGUCUUGCUCGAACAAUUGUAGUC
Molecule: messenger RNA, 1926 nt
Organism: Klebsormidium nitens
Lineage: Eukaryota; Viridiplantae; Streptophyta; Klebsormidiophyceae; Klebsormidiales; Klebsormidiaceae
Source: the annotation of a GenBank genome assembly